Molecule: messenger RNA, 4371 nt
Organism: Musa acuminata subsp. malaccensis (wild Malaysian banana)
Lineage: Eukaryota; Viridiplantae; Streptophyta; Magnoliopsida; Zingiberales; Musaceae
Product: protein NLP2
Molecular function (GO): DNA-binding transcription factor activity; protein binding
Source: RefSeq, a predicted model, not a curated record
UGCCAGCUGCUACAAAGUAAUAUAGAAGGCGUUCGUGCGCAAUAAGACAUCGACACGUAUACCAUGAAAUCCCCAAAACUUGGUCCCGCGCUUGCCUGCUUUGCAAUUCGUGCAAAAUCGGCGGUGCGGAACAGAUUCGCCGGCCCUUCCGAUCAGGCCGCCCUACUCUCGCCUGCGAUGGCACCGCCACCGAAAUCGACGGCGGUGGAGUCGUCGAGAGUGAGGAGGUACCAUUGAUCUUUUUUCCUCAGCGGUUCGACGGUCUUCGCCGGCACGCGGCCUCCCGCUUCUGCCUCCCCUUCCCUCCGUCGGCGGCCGAUGGGCCUCCACCCAGUCUUCGCCUUUAUUCAGCUGCGACAGCAUCGCAGAUGCCUGCUUACGAUUCGGACGGACGGCCCCCAAGCAGCCGCGUUGGCGCCGGGCGCUCCAUGGCUUGCGGUCGGUCGUCGGCCACGCCAUCAGGGCCAAUGGCAGAUGGUCACCGUAGUUCUGGUAUGAGGUUGUACGCCGUAAUUUGAUGCCUAAUCCUUGGCCAAACUCCAGAAUGCGUUGCCGAGUUGCCGCUUCCCCUGUCCGCUUCAUUUCGGUUCAAGAAAAGCCACACUCGAGCAAAUUCGUGCAAGGGGCCCCUUUGCUUUAUGACGUAAGGGCCCUGUGUAACGCGUCCCUUGAGCUCCCUUGGGGGCCAAAAGUUUCGGAGAGGAAUCUCCAACCUAGGUUAUUCGAUUUAGUAUCCGUCCCUGGGAAUCUCGAGUCCAUCCAUUGCUUUCUGUGCCAAUCCGUGGAGUUUGUGAAGUCACAGGACUUGUACGACCGAUGAGGCUCGAUCCUCAUCUUUUCAGCCUGGAGGCCUGCGAUCUUGAAGCAGGGAAUUAUCUGAAAAUUCGGGUUUGUUUCGAUGUCCCAGGGGUCAACCAAGCUCCAGGUGUGCUAAUUGGUAUCUAAUGUUCUAAGGUUUGAUUCAGGUUUUAUGGGUCAUUCUUGGUCUUUGUUGUUUGAAACUCGGUUGAAAGUUUGGAUCUUUGCCGGUCAAAUGGGCAGGAGAGAAUGGAUCUUUGCUAUUCAAGCUGAUCUCAUAUAGACAUUUGGAGGAUGGUAUUUGUGGCUCAAGGGACUGGACCGUGUGGUUAGAGAUUCGAUCUCAAGAUGCACUUUUAGAUUACAAGGAGAUUUUGAAACAUUGACAGACAGCCUGGUUGAACCAACAUGGAUGGAUUUACACCAUUGCAGGGUGGAGACAAGAGUCCAGAGUCAGACGAUCUCAUUGGCCACUCGGCCUUGAUGAAUAUUGAUACUUUUACUGAGUUGUGCAACCCUUCAAUCGCUGAUCAGUUAUUUGUGCAAUUCAGUUACUCCAGUCGGUCAAAUUCUCAACCACAAACCAUGGAAGUGGCAGUUGGAAUGAGCAAAGCUUCAAAUAGCACGGUCGGUGUUCAUUCUAGCAUUGGAGGCAAUUCAGCAGCCCAAAGGAAUAUUUUGCAGUCCCAGGUUAUCUCAGAUCCUCUGCACGUUGACAUGACUGGAAAAAUUGCAUCCAGCAGCUCUUUCCCUCCAUGUGAUGUCCCUGAGGCUGAUGAGACUGAGAAUGUGAUCCCUAGACCAACUGUAGGUGCUUCUCUUGCUGAAAAGUUACUGAAGGCGCUGUCCUUGUUUAAGGAAUCGGCUGGAGGUGGUAUACUUGCCCAAGCUUGGUUGCCUCUCAAACAAGGCAAUGAAUAUGUACUAAGCACCUCUUAUCAGCCCUAUCUACUUGACCAAGUUCUUGCAGGAUAUCGGGAAGCCUCAAGGCUGUUCACUUUCUCUGUAAGAGAAGCACCUGGGUCAGUCCUUGGGCUUCCUGGUCGUGUAUUCAUAUCUAAGAUGCCAGAGUGGACAUCAAACAUUUUAUACUAUAAUCGGCUAGAGUACUUGCGAGUGGAUCAUGCACUCAACUAUAAAGUCCAAGGAACCCUUGCAUUGCCAAUUUUUUGUCCCAAUGAGCAUUCAUGUUGUGCAGUCCUUGAGCUUGUCACAAAGAAGGAGAAGCCCGAUUUUGACAUAGAAGUUGCCAGUGUUUGCAAUGCCUUGCAGGUAAAAGUUCUACUUAUUGUUAAUCUGCAGGCUGUGAAUCUGAAGACCAUCAAAGCACAUCCUACACAACAGUCUCUUCAAACUAGUCAGGAGUCUGCCUUCACAGAAAUUUUAAAUGUCUUGAGAGCUGUCUGUCAUGCACACAUGUUGCCUUUGGCACUUACAUGGAUACCUUUUAGCUAUUUUGAUCAGGUUAUGGAUGAAAAUACAAAAAAUGGUAAUAAGGAGGAAAGUUUUAUUUUAAAGAAGGAAACCAUGCUCUGUAUCCGCGAGUCAGCUUGUUAUGUCAAUGAUCAACGAAUGCUGGGCUUUUUACAUGCUUGUUCAGAGAACUACCUUCAAAAAGAGCAGGGUAUUGUAGGAAAAGCAAUUCUAUCAUAUCAACCUAUUUUCUUUUCUGACAUAAAAGCAUUUGAUGUCCACCAUUAUCCACUCGCACAUCAUGCCCGCAAGUUUGGGCUGCAUGCUGCUGUUGCAAUCAGGCUGAGGAGUACUUACACUGGAAAUGACGAUUACAUACUAGAGUUCUUUCUUCCAGUCAAUUGCAGAGGUAGUGACGAACAACAGCUUUUGUUAAACAACCUCUCAGUUACAUUGCAGAGGAUCUGUAGAAGCUUGAGAACCAUUUCAGACGCUGACGUAGCUGGCUAUGAUGCCUCUGGAAUCAGGAUAGAUAGAUCAGGAAUAGAUCUCAGUUCAACAAAUUCCUCUGAGAAAAAUAGUCAAGCAAGACAUGGUGAACAAAAUUCUGCCAGCUCACUCUCUGAUGUCCAAAAUAUGGGGCCUGAUAACCAAAGAGAGGGUUGUCAUCUUGGUCAGAUAAAUUGUGGUUCAAAAAGGCAGCCAAGGAAAUCAAGCAGGAAACUGCAAAAGAAUGUUAGCUUGAGUGAUCUUCAGCAAUACUAUUCUGGAACACUAAAGGAUGCUGCAAAAAGCAUUGGUGUUUGUCCAACAACACUGAAAAGGAUAUGCAGGGAGAAUGGAAUUUCAAGGUGGCCAUCUCGUAAGAUAAAGAAAGUCAAUCAUUCAGUGCAGAAGAUCCAGAGUGUGAUAAAUUCUGCACCAGGAAUUCUGGAAAAGUUAAGGUAUGAUCCCACCACCGGGAGUCUUGUUACAGAAGUCUCCUCACCAGAAAUAGAAAUAUCUUCAGCAUCAGCAGGUCAGGGAGUAUUGCCCAUGUAUUCCAUUAAAAGAUUUGAAAACAAGCAGUUUGAAGGGACAUCAGAAGUGGCGAAAUGCUUGAUUGGUGAUAGCCAGCAUAUGGAGAGUUCAGGUCAACUGAAAUUUCUUCGUGGUGAACAAGAGAAAGCCCAUGUUGCUUCACUUGAUCGCUACAAUGAAUAUAAGCAUACUUUGGUUGGAGGAGUGUCCAAUCUUGCUGAAGUGAGAUGUCAUCGAGAUGGUUCUAUCAAAGGUGAUAUACAUUCAGAGAGUCUUGAGUGUCACAAGGUGUCAAGGUGCCUAUUCUCAAAACUAGCAAUGGAAGAGAUGCAGACAGAAACUGGUGCAUGUGAUCAGAACGCAAAAGAUAAUAGUAGCUUCGGACAUAGAAAUCCUUGUUCCAACAGGCCAGUCUCAUCCAGUGGUAGCUCAUCAAGUGAACAAACUGCCAAAAAGAGUGUAGAAACUGAUUUGAUGCCUGUUGACACCAGUAAGUUGCCGGUUAAUGGUGGCUCUGCCAUUUGUGUGAAGGCUACAUAUAAAGAGGAUUUGGUGCGGUUCAAGUUCUAUCCGUUCAUGGGUUGCAAUCAAUUGUUUGAGGAAAUAGGAAAGCGAUUCAACUUGUCAAUUGGGACAUUCCAGCUCAAGUACAAAGAUGACGAAGAAGAGUGGGUCAUGUUGGUGACCGACUCUGAUCUGCAAGAGUGCAUUGAAAUGCUGGAGUCAUUAGAAUCCCAAAGUGUGAGGCUUCUAGUUCAAGAUAUUCCUAGUGCUGUUGGCAGCUCAGGCAGUAGCAACAGUUUGUUUCUGAAGUCUUGAAAGAUGCCACUGGCAUUUGAUAAAACCAUCUGCAAUAGCCAAUUGCAAAUGCCCAUACUAGUCUUUAGAGCAAAAGAAAUCUGGUGUCUUAUGGGCAGUGGUCAAAAUUGUCGUUCCCAAUUAUCGAGGAAGUCUCUCGAUUCCCUCUGCACUUUUGAUUAAUCUUUACAUAGCUCUCUCUCUCUCUCUCUCUCUCUCGCAAUUGGUUGUUUUCACAAAGAACUUCCUAGCCGCCUUGUACUUCAGCAUUAUCUUCUAAUAUGUUAUUUAAGAUGUGCCUUCUACUUCAGAUACAUUUAAUGUUAAUGUUGUUAUUGGAUA